Microplitis mediator is the source of this 957-nucleotide messenger RNA. RefSeq names its product CB1 cannabinoid receptor-interacting protein 1-like. The coding region runs from base 217 to 720 and encodes 167 amino acids. Gene Ontology annotation, biological process: negative regulation of signaling receptor activity. The transcript is spliced from 2 exons. Gene Ontology annotation, molecular function: type 1 cannabinoid receptor binding. The record is from RefSeq and is a predicted model, not a curated record. Gene Ontology annotation, cellular component: plasma membrane. Lineage: Eukaryota; Metazoa; Arthropoda; Insecta; Hymenoptera; Braconidae.
CAGCACCGUGUGGGGUAGUAUCAUGAUACGAAGUAAUCGCGUUUCAGUAAGCGCCGCGACAGCAGUAGGAAAAGAACUAUUAUUGUUCAAAUUUACUAUUCAGGUGCAAUAAAACUAAAAUUAAUAUGAAAAAAUCCAAAUAAAAUUUCAAAUUAAAUAAACUUUAUAAAUAUUUAAAAAUUUUAUAAAUAUAUGUAUUAAUUGAAAUGUACUUAAAUGGGGGGUAGUGAUAAUUAUUUUCGUGUAACAGUUUCACUUAAAAAAGAACCAAAUACUGGGCCAAUUUAUUGUAAAAUGGAAAAAUCAAAUAAAUAUCGACAAAAAAAAACUGUUAAAUUAUUUUGUGAUGCCGUCUACCGUUUCGAUGUCAGCUUUAAACCACCUCAACAAUUGCAAUUACUAAGUAUCGAUGGAAAAUUAAUCGAGGUAACAGAGCAAUUGAGGGAUGGAACUGCAUGUGCUUACAGCGCUUAUUAUAGCACAAACAAUGCACAACCAAGUCCUAAAAGUCAUCGUCAAGAAUUACCCAUUACAAUUAGAGUACUUGGAUCCGAAGAUCUUAAAACAUGUCUACAAAUAAAAUAUUAUAAAUCCGAUGAUCAUAAACACUGUGAAUGGGGCUCAAAAUUGCAUUGCAUCGAAUUAGAUUGUUCAAGUUUUGAAGGCAACCUUGCAACAGUAAACAAAGAAACUUAUCGAAAAAUAGGUGCUGAACCUUAAGAUUAAUAUUCAGUGAUACUUAAUACACAAGAUUAAUAAUAUAUAUAAAAAUAAAAAAAAAAUUUACAUAAAAUUUAUGAUGUGAUUCCUAUGCUUCAAUUACAACAUUUGAUUCUACCUCAAUUUACGAUUUACAUUAAUUAAAAAAAAUAUAUAAAAUUUUAAAUGAUACUAUCCUAAUUUAUUGAAAUAAAAUUUAAACUUUCUGUGUAUAUUCUUAUAAACAAUAAAAUUAAA